Sphaeramia orbicularis (orbiculate cardinalfish) is the source of this 2372-nucleotide messenger RNA. RefSeq names its product glucocorticoid modulatory element binding protein 1 (gene gmeb1). The transcript is spliced from 10 exons. Gene Ontology annotation, biological process: regulation of transcription by RNA polymerase II. The record is from RefSeq and is a predicted model, not a curated record. Gene Ontology annotation, molecular function: RNA polymerase II cis-regulatory region sequence-specific DNA binding. Lineage: Eukaryota; Metazoa; Chordata; Actinopteri; Kurtiformes; Apogonidae. The coding region runs from base 373 to 2178 and encodes 601 amino acids. Gene Ontology annotation, cellular component: nucleus.
UAUGUGUUCUUCAGAGUUUUACACGUGAAUACUUUAAUACACCCCUAUACGCCCACCACAGAGCCAAAACUGCAAGACCUGCCAUUUGACCAAAACUGUCUCCUGAUACCAAACGUUCCCAACUAACCAUCUGAGGUGAUGCGGGUAAUUUAUAGUCAGUAAAAGAGAGUUAAAGUGAAAUUUUGGCAGGAUUUACAGGAGCGUGAAAACAAGGCGCUGUUCAGCAGGAAGUAAAGCUAGACCAGCUAUGUGCGCAUGCGCCGCAGCUCUUCCCAAUCUAGGGAUGUGUUUCUCUUCAUAAAAACGAUGAACAAACUCCUGGAAAGCUGUUCCAGCAGUGCCCAUCCUCUCUAGUAGUUGUCCUUGACUGGGAUGGCAGCCACUGAUGAAGUCACCAUGUCCAUGGCCGAGGUGGUGAUGGUCAAGACUGAUGCUGAAGGUGACCCUGAUGACCCCAACAAGACCCAGGUCAUCCUCCAGCUCCAGCCCAUCCCUGCUGGAGAUGAGACAAGUGAAACAGAUGCAGCUGUCAUGGCUGUUGAAGCACAUCCAGAACAAACAGAGGGAGAUGAGGUGGAGAUCGGCUGUCCCAUAACAUGCGGCGACUGCAAAGCUGUGUUGCUAGUGAAGAAAUUUGUAUGCCCAGGAAUUAAUGUAAAAUGUGUGAAGUAUGAAGACCAGCUGAUCAGCCCAAAGCAGUUUGUGCACAUUUCUGGAAAAGCCACUUUGAAAGACUGGAAGAGAGCCAUCAGGAUGGGCGGAGUCAUGCUAAGAAAAAUGAUGGAUUCAGGUCAGUUGGACUUCUAUCAGCACAGUACGCUGUGUACCAACACGUGUCGCAGCACCAAGUUUGACCUUUUAAUCAACAAUACCCGGUUCCCUCCCGAUGGCAGUGGGCUUUCCACACCCACAUCCUCUCAAGCUCAGGUGGUUCUGGGUAAUGGAGGCGUGGUGAGUGAGGAGCGAGCAGAGAGUCUGAGCGGGAAGGUAGACUGGAGCACGGCUGCACUGGAGUCUGGAGACAAGGAGAAGUCUAGUGAGAUCUCAGAGGACACGCUGAACUUCUGGAAGGGCAUCGCUGAUGUGGGUUUACUGGGAGAGGUGGUGACCAACAUCAACACUGAGCUGCUGGAGCUGCUUAAUGGUGUGCAACAACGCAAGGAGCUGGGAGCCUUACAGGACACAGAUUCCUGUCUGGUAGAGGUGGCAGUGCUCAGUAACCUGGCCCAGGUGUUCGGUCUGCUGGAUUCAGUCAAGAAGAUCUUGGAGAGGAGAAAGCAGCAGACGGAUCCGAGUCAGGAGCACAUGCUCAGCACCCUUAGCAGUCUGGAGCUGCAGCUGGAGGAGCAGAAGAAGCAGCAGCAUGUUCGAGCUCUGCUGUCCUGUCCACAGCCUGCCAAAAGCAAAACUCCCACCAAGCGGCAGACCAAGCGGCCUCGUCUCCAGAGGCCCGCCUCCACCACCACCCUCUUGACGUCCCCCGUCACCCAGCAGGCCACCCUACAGCCCCAGCAGUUCACCGUCCUAUCCCCCAUCUCGCUGUCGUCGGUGGGUCAGCCGUUCACGGUGGCUGGUCUGCCCAUCGCUUCCCUGGCCCAGUCUUCAAACACCGUCACCCUGCUGCCUGCCGGCUCUCAGUUCUUCACCCGCUACAUGGUUUCUGGGGAUGGGAAGGCGGACACCAUCACCCUGCACCCUUCCUCCGGCCUCACGCUGUUGGGGACGACCGCCGUGCAGGACUCCAGCCAGCUGGUGAGCCCCGUGGAGCUGGUGCACCUUAGCCAGCAGGCCGGCGGCAGCGCGGAGGUGGUGCCCAUAGAGGGUCAGGUGGUGGACGGGACCAUGUUAGUACAGCAGGAGGUGAUGCAGGGCGAGGUGGAGCAAGGCCAGGAGCACACGGUCAUCGAGAUCAACCCGGCUCCGGUGGAGAUGGAGCAGGCCAUGGGGGUCAUGGAGCUGCAGCUGAGCGGAGACGCCACCACCGACGCCAUGGUGGUGCAGGGCGGGAUGGAGGUGUCCAUGGCUGCGGUGGCAGAGGGGGAGGAGCCACAGUGCCAAAUGCAGCAGACGCAGACUGAAGCGGUGCAGGAGCUGCAGCUGGACACCAACACACAACUGUCAGGAGUACAGAUAGUGGUGAUAGAAGAAAACACUCAGGAAGUAAAUAAGGUCAAAUGAGACCGUGGAACCCUCUGGAGCAGGUCUGGACUCAUGGACUUAGGUUGAAUUGUAAAUAAUCGGAAUUUCCACAAACUGCCUUGGCCUCAGACCAAGCACUAGGGUAGCCAUUUUCCUCUUUUGGUGUGUCUGUAAAUGUUCCUCUCAACUUGUGGUUAUUUUUUUAUUAAAACAAGAGGCCUCAUAGCAAAGCA